AUGUCGACUCUCUGGCACCCGCGCUUCUCCCACCGCAGCGCCAGCCCCAGCAUCUCGCAGGGCGGCGGUUUCUCCUCGCUCUUCCAGUUGCUCGACGACUUUGACCGGUACACCGGGCAGAACCUCCUCAGCCCGCAGGCGAGCGGUGGCCGCACCACCGGGGCGGGAGCGGUAGCCGCCUUCUCUCCCCGGUUCGACGUGACCGAGCACGAGAAGGACUACGUCCUGCAGGGCGAGCUGCCCGGCGUCACCCCGGACCAAGUCGACGUCGAGUUCACUGAUGACCAGACGCUGGUGGUGCGCGGCCGGCUGGAGCGCGAGCAUACCGAGGGCGAUCCCAGUUUUGCUCCGGCCGGCGAGAAGACGGGCGGUAACGGCACCGGCGCAGCCGUCACCAAGGGUUCUGAGAGCAGUGUGCAGGCCCAGAGCCAGGGCACGAGGAGGGCCGGGCCGCGGUACUGGGUCAGUGAGCGGUCCUACGGCGAGUUCUCCCGGGUUUUCACCUUCCCAAGCGCGGUGGACCAGGAUAAGGUGCACGCGGCGUUCAAAGAUGGCAUCCUCAACAUUACGGUGCCCAAGACGGAGAAGAAGUCGGGAAAGAAGAUUACGAUUCAGUGA
Messenger RNA from Dichotomopilus funicola, 618 nucleotides. RefSeq lists its product as uncharacterized. The transcript has 2 exons. Gene Ontology annotation, biological process: protein complex oligomerization; protein folding; response to salt stress. The record is from RefSeq and is a predicted model, not a curated record. Bases 1 to 618 code for a protein of 205 amino acids. Lineage: Eukaryota; Fungi; Ascomycota; Sordariomycetes; Sordariales; Chaetomiaceae.